Messenger RNA from Hevea brasiliensis (rubber tree), 960 nucleotides. RefSeq lists its product as uncharacterized. Bases 1 to 960 code for a protein of 319 amino acids. The transcript is spliced from 2 exons. Lineage: Eukaryota; Viridiplantae; Streptophyta; Magnoliopsida; Malpighiales; Euphorbiaceae. The record is from RefSeq and is a predicted model, not a curated record. Gene Ontology annotation, molecular function: RNA-DNA hybrid ribonuclease activity; nucleic acid binding.
AUGGCCCUGGGGGCAAUGUUGGCACAAGAAGUAGAGAAUCUGGAGAGAGCCAUCUAUUACAUUAGUAAGAAACUCCUUGCUAAUGAGGAGAAUUAUUCACUAAUAGAAAGAACCUGUCUAGCUGUAGUAUGGGCAACUAAGAAGUUAAGGCAUUACUUUCAGACCCACCGAGUUAUUGUAGUAUCCCGGAUGGAUCCUUUAAAAUACCUAUUUGAAGUACCGACGCUAGUUGGAAAAUUGGCCAAAUGGUUGGUCCUACUGUCUGAAUUUGAUAUUGUGUAUGAGACUCGAAAAACCAUCAAAGGGGGUGUAGUGGCCAAAUUUCUUUUUGAAAAUCCAGUUAAUGAAGAGGAAAGAGUCGAAACAGCCUUCCCGGAUGAGAGUCUCAAGCUAGUAGAGGUCCAGCCAUGGAAAUCCACUAAUAAUAUUGCAGAAUAUGAGGCUUGCAUUUGUGGCCUAGAGGCAUUAAUAGCUGUUGGGGCUAAAAAAGUGGAGGUGUUCGGAGAUGCAAUGCUAGUGGUUUCCCAUGUUAAAGGUGAAUGGGAAUUGAAAGAAGAAAAGUUGAGGCCAUACUUGGAGUAUGCUAAGAAACUAUUAUUUAGCUUUGAGGAAGUGACAAUGAAGCACAUGCCUAGAGCUCAGAACCAGAUGGCUGAUGCUCUAGCCACGCUGGCAUCUUUAUGGGAGAAGGGUGAUCAGAAGCUAACCCAGCCAAUUAUCCUGAUAAGGAGUAGAAUCCCAUGCUAUGAAGGGUUAAUAAUAGCACAUUUAGAUCUAGAAGAUGAGAUGAAAUGGUAUGAGGACAUAAGAAGAUAUUUAGAGGUAAGAGAAUACCCACAGUCUGCCAAUAGUAGGGAUAGAGCUACAAUUCAUAGAUUAGCCACUCAGUUCACUUUGGUUGGGGGGCAACUCUACAAAAGGUUCUUCGAAGGACUAUUGCUCUUGUGUGUGACAAAAUAG